This is a messenger RNA of Octopus sinensis (East Asian common octopus), 654 nucleotides long. RefSeq lists its product as uncharacterized. The record is from RefSeq and is a predicted model, not a curated record. Gene Ontology annotation, molecular function: nucleic acid binding. The transcript has a single exon. NCBI's taxonomy places the organism in Eukaryota, Metazoa, Mollusca, Cephalopoda, Octopoda, Octopodidae. The coding region runs from base 1 to 654 and encodes 217 amino acids.
AUGAAAGAAGUUUAUGGUGACGAUGCACCACCAUACGACGUAGUCAAGCACUGGCAUCACCAGUUCAAAUAUGGUCGGACAUCGGUGGAUAGUGCUCCUAUUCCUGGACGACCACAUUCCGCCAUUAAUGACGACACCAUCCAUAAAGCGGAAUCCACCAGUUUGGAGGAUCACCGUAUAACUAUUGGGCACCUAGCCCAAGAAAUGAAGAUAUGCGUAGGGUCUGUGGAAAAAAAUCAUUUACGAACAUUUACACAUGCGGAAGUUGUCUACACGAUAGAUUCCCCGGAUGCUCACAUCUUUUCUGAAGCAAGAACGAGUCAAUUGCUCCCAGGCUCUUUUGGCAAGAAAAGGAGGAGAACUUUGUGCCAAGAAAAGGAGGAGAACUUUUUCGACAGACUUAUCACACAGGAGGAAAUAUGGGUCCAUCUGUAUGAUCCUGACGCUAAAGUCCAGUCGAAGCAAUGGAGGCAUAAUAACUCACCACUUCCAAAGAAGGCUCAUGUCCAAUCCUCAGCAGGCAAGGUGAUGCUCACAGUCUUUUGGGACCAGCACAGAGUAGUGAUGAUAGAUAUUCUGGCAAAGGGCACCAUAAUUAACGGGGCAUACCAUGCUUCUCUGCUGCAGGAAUUGUGGGACGCCAUCAAAUCAUAG